CCACGUUUCUUGCUCGAGUCUCACCCAAAAAUAUCAACCAACUCGAAACGAAUCGAAGCGGGGGAGGGCGGAGAGCGGUGGGACGCCAUGAACGUGGAGGAGGAGGUGGGGAAGCUCAGGGAGGAGAUCCAGAGGCUCGGCCAGAAGCAGCCCGAUGGAUCCUGCAAAGUAACUUUUGGUGUUCUCUUCAACGAUGACCGUUGUGCAAACAUAUUUGAAGCACUAGUCGGCACCUUGCGUGCUGCCAAGAAGAGAAAAAUCGUUACCUAUGAUGGUGAGCUGCUUCUACAAGGGGUUCAUGACAAUGUGGAGAUAACACUGUUGCCUCCUCCAGCGGUCGCUGCUGCUUGAAUGGUUGCAACACCACCAACGCCCCUGGUGUCAAAGGCGUUGAUAUGCAUAUAAUCUUUUUGUGUCUAUGUUCUCAUGAACCAUUUGAUAUUCGAAGAAGACGCCUAUCGUGUGAUGUUUUCAACUAGAGCUGAAUGCAAUUUCUUGGACAUGGUUGUAUCAGAAUUCAGAACAGAAAUGAUAAGUCCACUGCCGAUAUAUAUAGUGCAGUGUAGAAAGAAUCAUAAAAUGUCCAUGAAUUGUUUACAGUACUGCAUUCAUGAAUGCCUCU
Oryza brachyantha (malo sina) is the source of this 622-nucleotide messenger RNA. Its product is annotated as costars family protein. The coding region runs from base 88 to 351 and encodes 87 amino acids. NCBI's taxonomy places the organism in Eukaryota, Viridiplantae, Streptophyta, Magnoliopsida, Poales, Poaceae. The record is from RefSeq and is a predicted model, not a curated record. Gene Ontology annotation, biological process: regulation of actin filament-based process. The transcript is spliced from 2 exons.